CAGGAUUUCUCGCCAUGGCGACCCGCCGGCAUGUUGAUAGCAUCCUGCAGCCUGCGUCUGGAUGGGUGGACGGCGAAGCCGAGAUCUAUGACAGGCAUCCAUCCAUUCUGCAGGACGAACGCAUGACGAGGUGGGACGCGUCGACGACAUUUCCGCGUCAAGUCCGCUUCAUCACCUGCGCCGUCCUGUUCGCCAUUGGCACCGCCAGCUUCAUGUACAGGAACAUGUUUCUGCAUGAGACCCGCGAGCACACUAUUUUGACUCAGAUUCGGCGAUCCAUUGUUGAAAUGGACGCAAUUGCCGCGACGGCGACGGCGAUGGAGCGGCAUGUCCAGCGGCUCGCCUCCCUCACACAAACUCACCUCGACCAAGCGACCAAAGUCGCCGACACGAGCCUGAACGAUGGCAAUGCAGUGCGUCCCGACGUUCUGUGGUCUGAAGUCGACGCCAUCCACGCCGACACCAUGAAGCACAUGGAAUCGAUGCUCCAUGAGGUUGUGCAAACCACUCUCCAAGACGUCCUCGACCUCUCGGCGGCGUGGACAGCAAACCAUCCACCCACUCCUCCGCCGUCUUCCUCCGACGUCGUCGUCGUCGAGCCCGUUGCCAUCGUCGACACGCCAGAUCCGAACAACCCUAUCACAGCAGCCCCUCCACAAACGGAAAACAAUGUCACAACUACCACCAACAUCGACGUCGCCAAGAAGCCUACCUCCCCUCCGAUUGUCGUCGAUCAUUCCCCUGCAACUUCCCAGCCAAACACAAGCCCGACGCGAAGGCCAGCAGGUAACCCCACGCACUUCGUCGCAUUCACGAUGGUCGGGACGGUGGCCAUCGCCGGCUUGUUCGUGUACUGGAUGCAAACUCGCGGGUCGUUUCUUCAGAAUCGACUGGCCUUCCAGCAAGGCACCCGCCGUCUGCAGAGCCUCGUGACAUCAGCCCACCAAUGGGGUCUGGGCGUGCUUGGCCGCUGCCGGGCGUCGAGUGCGUCGACGUGGCGGGGGAUGUUGGACAGCUUCAUGAAUCUUCGAGAUUGGUGGCGCCGAGGCCGCCGGGAGGUGGAGGUCGAAGACGUGAGCGACGACGACGAUGACAUAUCGUUUUACCCCCAAACGCCAAUACCCUCCAACAACCCAUAUGCCAACAAACCCUUGUACGAAGACAAUGGACUGCCUCGCAAGCACAUUAGCUUUGCCGAUGUGGAGAGCGACGACGAGGAGUACGAGGAUGACGAGGCCGAUGCGCCGCCGCCAACGCGCCGGCCAUCGCAUUUGGUCCGCACCAACUUGUACGAGAACCUUCUGACGCCCGAGCCAGCGACCGCCAGAGUUUAUCAUGACGAAUCCCCGAGACGGCGAUCGAGUCGGCGGCAUGCAACGACUAGCGGCGGUCGCGCGUUUGGAUAACUAGGGACUCCUUUUUAAUAUUAUUGGGGUUAAAUAUCGAUGUAACGUUAUGAAUAACCCCUGGAGGGUGCGG
This is a messenger RNA of Aphanomyces astaci, 1479 nucleotides long. RefSeq lists its product as hypothetical. The record is from RefSeq and is a predicted model, not a curated record. Lineage: Eukaryota; Oomycota; Saprolegniomycetes; Saprolegniales; Verrucalvaceae. The coding region runs from base 15 to 1406 and encodes 463 amino acids. The transcript is spliced from 3 exons.